Molecule: messenger RNA, 2952 nt
Organism: Talpa occidentalis (Iberian mole)
Lineage: Eukaryota; Metazoa; Chordata; Mammalia; Eulipotyphla; Talpidae
Gene: NLRP5
Product: NLR family pyrin domain containing 5
Exons: 12
Coding region: 1-2952 (983 amino acids)
Biological process (GO): regulation of inflammatory response
Cellular component (GO): mitochondrion; nucleus; cell cortex
Molecular function (GO): protein binding
Source: RefSeq, a predicted model, not a curated record
AUGCCGCCCCCAUGCUCCGGCCUCACGCAGAGAACCCGCAUCUCCCGCACAGAAAUGGCGCAGGCUGCGCAGCCAGACAGCGCCGCGGAGGCGGAGGUGGGGGAGCGAGGCCCUGGGGGUCAGCAGUGGGACUACAAGGGCCUCGUGAUCACGAAAUUCGCCUUGAGCAAGGACGGCCACGCUGACGGCGCCCACUUGGCUCCCGACUCUGCGGAGAUGCGGGCGCUGGCCAGCGCUUUCGACGCCGACGCUGGUGGCUUCCGGCCCCGCACUGUGGUCCUGCAGGGCCCGGCGGGCAGCGGGAAGUCGGCGCUGGCGCGGAGGGUGCUGCUGGGCUGGGCGCGGGACGAGCUGUUCCAGCACACCUUCUCCCACGUUUUCCUGCUGGCGGCCCGCGAGGCGCAGAGCGCGCACGAGGGCAGCUUGGCCGAGCUGGUGUCCCGGGAGUGGGCGGACAGCCCCGCGCCUCUGGAGGACGUGCUGUCCCGGCCCGAGGGGCUCUUGUUCGUGCUCGAUGGUUUCGACGACCCGGCCCUCGGCCUGCAGGCCGGCCGGGAGGUGUGCGAGCACUGGGCGGAGAAGCGCCCCGCGGCCGUGCUGGCGCGCAGCCUGCUGAGCAAGGCCCUGCUCCCCGCGUGCUCCCUGCUCGUCAUGGCCCGCGAUGCCGGUGUGGGGGCGCUCAUGUCCCUGCUGGUGUCGCCCCGGUUCCUCGUGCUGGGGGGCGUCUUGCUGGAGCAGAGUGUUCGGCUGCUGCAGGAGCGCAGCGACCCGGGGCUGCAGGCGGCCGGGGAGCCUGUGGUGUGCGUGCUCCUGGGGGAGGCCCUGCGGCUGCAGCAGGUGGCAGGCGGUACCCCCGGCCAGACCGUCACAGGCCUGUAUGCCACCUUCGUGUUCCAGCAGCUCGCCCCGGGGGAUGCAGCCCCAAAGCGCCUCGGGCAGACAGGCAGGGCCGUGCUGAGGGGCCUGUGCAGGCUGGCCGCCGAGGGGCUGUGGGGCCUGAGGGGCACCUUUGCGGCAGAGGACGUCCAGGGCUGCGGGCUGCAGCAGCCCGAGCUCUGCGGGCUGCUCCACGCCCGCUGCCUGCUGCCGGGCCUGGGCGGAGAGACCUGCUACGCGUUCCUGCACCCCAGCCUCCAGGAGUUCUGCGCCGCCCUGCACUACGUCCUGGACGGCCUGGACAGGGACCCGGCCCCCGGCACCCCACUCCUGGAGAGCACCAGCUUGCCGGCACCCGCGCAGGCCGGCAUCGGGGCCCACAUGGGCCAGAUGAAGCGCUUCCUGUUCGGCCUCGUGGGCGGGGAGGUGGCGGGCACGCUGGGGGUCCUGCUGGGCCAGCCCGUGCCCCCGGGGCUCAGGGAGCGACUGCUGCGCUGGGUGUCCCUGCUGAGCCGGCCGGCCGGCACCCCUGCGCCCCAGGACAUGCUCGAGGCCUUCUACUGCCUGUUCGAGACGCAGGACGCCGAGUUCGCGCGCUCGGCGCUGAGCGGCUUCCGAGAGCUGCGGCUGCGCCUGCACCGGCGCGCGGACUGGGCCGUGGCCGCCUUCUGCCUCCAGCACUGCCGCGGCCUGCGCAGGCUCCGCGCCGACGUCCAGGAGGAGCGCUCCGGGGGCCAGGCCGCCGCAGGGACUCAGGUGGAGACCCUCACUGCUGAGUGCUGGGAAAAGAUGUGCUCGGUGCUCAGCACCCACCCAAGCCUUCAGCAGCUGGAACUGAGUGGCAGCCUCUUGGAAGAAUGGGCCAUGAAGACCCUCUGUGUGAAGAUGAGGCAGCCGGCCUGUAAAAUACAGACUCUGAAAUUUGAAGGUGCACAGAUCUCCCUGGGUCUCCGUCACCUCUGGAGGGUCCUUAUCACCAACCCUAACAUCAAGUCCCUGAGCUUGGAGAGCAGCACCCUGAACGGUGAGGACGUAGCCAUGGCCUGUGAGGCCCUGAAACAUCCUAGCUGUUCGCUGGAGUCUUUGAGGCUGGACCGCUGCGGGCUGCCCCGCGCCUGCGCCCCAGAGAUCGCCCGGAUCCUCGAGACGUGCCAGAGCCUGCAGUGCCUGAGCCUGGCGGGGAACAGGCUGGGCGGCCGCGGCGUGGGGCCCCUGCGCGAAGCCCUGGAGGCCUCGCCCUGCGCCCUGCAGCGGCUAGUGCUGGGGAGCUGUGGCCUCAGCACCGCUGACUGCCGUGACCUGGCCGCGGGCCUGGGCUCCAACCGCAGCCUGACUCACCUGUGCCUGUCCGGCAACGCCCUGGGCAGCGAGGGCGCCAGCGCGCUGUGCCAGGCCCUGAGGCGCCCCGGCUGCGGCCUCCAGCGGCUGCUGCUGGACGGCUGUGACCUGGACGUGGCCGCCUGCGGCUUCCUGGCCUUCGCGCUCAUGGACAACCCGCAGCUGACGCACCUGAGCCUCAGCGCCAACCCUGUGAGGGACGACGGGGCCCGGCUCCUGUGCGAGGCCGUCGCCAGCCCCGCCUGCCACCUGCGUGACCUGGCGUUGGCCGGGUGCCGCCUCACUGCCGCCUGCUGCAAGAGCCUGGCCGCGGCCGUCGGGAGGAGCCGGCACCUGCGGGCCCUGGACCUGGCCGCCAACGCCCUGGGCGACGCGGGGGUCGCCGCGCUCUGCGAGGGGCUGAAGCAACGCGGGAGCACCCUGGAGAGACUGGGGCUGGAGGCCUGCGAGCUGACCGACGCCGGCUGUGAGGCGCUGUCCUCGGCCCUCGGCGUCAACGAGCGCCUGGCCGGCCUCAACCUGGCGCGGAACCACUUCGGCGCGGCGGGCGCGCAGCAGCUGUGUCGGGCCUUCACCCGCCCCGCAUCCGCGCUCCGGAGCGUGGGGCUGUGGACGCAGCAGUACCCCGCGGAGGUGAGGGCGCUGCUGGAGGAGGCGCGGCUGCGCAGGCCGGGCGCGGAGAUCGCCGACGGCUGGUGGGCGCGGGCCGAGGACGGCCGGGACUGGUGGAGGAGCUGA